Molecule: messenger RNA, 3931 nt
Organism: Varroa destructor (honeybee mite)
Lineage: Eukaryota; Metazoa; Arthropoda; Arachnida; Mesostigmata; Varroidae
Gene: Scgbeta
Product: sarcoglycan beta
Biological process (GO): muscle organ development
Cellular component (GO): sarcoglycan complex; sarcolemma
Source: RefSeq, a predicted model, not a curated record
ACAUAGAAGAAAAAUGUAGACAUUUAGAUCUCAAUUGUGUGGGCCUAUGUAAGUAGGAAGCGGUGCCAUCAUUUUGUCCAGACAAAAGUUUUUGAAAGGCCAUUAGAGCUAUCGUGAGCCUUUACGCAACAUUUCUGUUUAAAGCCGAGCAUAUAUAUUCAUUGUUUUGUGUACCCGUUGAAAGCUAACGUUAGCACUGAUAUAUAUAGCAGAAAUUACACAUAUAUGAGCCAAUUCUUCUGUCGCUGGAAAAAACGAGCAUUCAUAGGUCGCACUCGACCAAUGACUGAAGUUAUUGAUGCAUACUUUUGAUCUAUUGUAAGUCGUUGUAUUUAAAAAUAUGCCAGUAUCGCUUUUACCGACACCUAUCCUUUAACCAUGAGCAUCGAUCCUGAUUUCUCUAUUGCCUAUAAAUUAAUACACUUAUACAGAUCUGUGUCUGCAUAUCCGUGUGUGUGCGUACUACGUAAAAGUUUACGAAGGCAGUGUAACGAACUUUUAUUGAAAGCAGAAUUAAGGCUAAAAAACAUCUGUGCGAGUAUAAUCACGUCUUAUCACGGCGUUUACAUGCAACAUUGUAAUAAAGAAAUCAUGGAAGGAAGAAGAAAAAGCGCGCCCAUUGGAGAACACCUUUCCGACAUCCUUUUCCAGCGACGGCACUUGUAGCGCCCUCUGGCAUGUGUCUCGCUAAACCCAAAGAAAAACACUAGAGGAUGAGGGUCCGUACGCCCUGAACAAGUUGAGCUUGUCGGUAGAUCCUCUUCGUGUCAGUGGAGUGGUGGGGAGGCCAGAUCGUUGACUGAGCCUGCGGAGUGCUGGAAGCAGAAGUGAGUGUUCUCUAUGUUAAGGUUCGGUGCAACCAGUGUCUAGCCUUAGUGAAAGUACUGCAAAUGGCUGUUGUUUGUGGCUAGAUUAUGACGAUGCUGGUGUGACCACAGUUGCUGCAACUUACUGGAUAUGCUUAAUGUCCGAUAAAGGCGCCCUCAUGUGAUAUGACCCCUAGCCCCCGCUGAGAAGGCCCUCUAGCGUCCAUUAGUAGGGCCUCUCCUCUGCUUUUAGCUAGCAUGGGACGGCCAAUUGAGGGCCGUGCGGCUGUACUCGUGUACGGGCUGGUGCUAGCUAUUCUACUUCUGGCCGCAGCCAAUCUUUGUGUAACGCUGCUGCUGUUUGGUGUGCUCCGUGUAGGUCCUGCCGGACUUAGCGGCCUCGAAUUUCUUCCGCACGAACAGCUCGUGUGGUUUCUGCACCGAACGGAUCUGCAGUCGAUCGUGGCACACAAGCCACACAUAAGCUCGUUCAAGGGGGAAGCUAUGAACAUAGUUGGGGAGAACAGUGACGUCGUGCUGAAUGCUGGUGCCGAGCUACGGGUUGGACCGCGGGCCACCCGCGUUAGUCGCGUCAAAGAAAUGCGUGUAGUGAGCCCUACUACGGGAAAGACCGUCUUCUCUACAGACUUUAAAGGGUUUACAAUACCCAAAGGAAUACCGAAUCUGAGUGUAAGUGAAGCACACGUGAAGCGCAUCAGAAGCGCAAUCAACGAUUCGCUUCUGAUUACCUCCGGUAAGCAGGUGUAUCUGAAAGGCAACGCUGGGGUCGAUAUUCGAUCACGGAAUGUUUCCAUUCGGGCUGGACAGGAUGUGCAUCUGAAGAGUGUUAAUGGACGUGUUGUGCUUGACGCCAAGGAGACGAUCUUCCGUUUGCGGGAUCUCCGCCCGCACGACGCCGGCCAAGCUAGUCAUCCACAAUAUCGAUUAUGCGUUUGUGCUGCGAAUGGCCGGGUUUUUCGUGUGGCCGUUAAGGAGCAGCGAUUUUCGUGCAACCAUGUGCGGUUCCCUGUUAGCGCGAACCCGUGCACGUAGUGACAUUUACCAUAUCUAGGACAAUGAGAACGAUGAUAAUAAGAUCCAUGUGUCUGGUACACGCGAAAAACAAAGGAAUACCAAUCCAAGUUACGGGCGUGCGAUCACUGUAGCAGGAUUUUGUAUCGAUUACCCGCCGGGUACAAAUCAUUAAAGAACAGAAGCGGAACGGUGGUGAACGUUAACGAUCCCAUACUAUACUAUACGCAUAAAUGCAUUAAGUGAGAUAACGUCUUAUGUUUAAAAUAGGUAUAUACUGUGAGGAACAAAGGAAAGUUAAUUAGGGAAAAAAGGAAAUGGUCCAUUUCGUUGAUGUAGCACUAAGCCGCUAUUGAUGAUAAUAGUAGCAGUAACAUCAUACUGAUGAUAAUCAAUAUCCUAUUUAUAUGGUUCGAGUUGUGGGAGGUGGCUAUGAAGAUUUUUGCGCAUAUACUUGUCCACCAUGUAUAGCCCUAAAACGGACAGACCAUGUUAACCUCGAGCAUUGUUUUGUCAGGACUGUACAUCAUGUGUACAAUAUUAAUUCAUAGAGAGGAGAAUCAGUAACAUCUUUGGACAAUGCGAUUCUUAGAAACCAUUGCUGUAGCAGGAUCUCUUUGCGUCUGUCGUUUGGCUUUUGUCUAUAAAACCGCACCUUUAGGCCUUUGGGGAACAAAAACGAAUCUCUUUUCAGCACAUGCUGAAAUUCAGUAAAGAAAGCCGUACAAACGGCGAGGGCAGUAAAUAUGCAGUACAUUGGCUUCCAAUCUAAAAGCCCGACUUACGUUUUUCUACUCAACGGGUCAAGUACAGAGGCACUUCUGUAGCAGAACUUCAAUAACGGACAACAAUAAGUCUCGAAUGCACAGAGAUCACGCUUUCAGUAUUGGGCUACAGAAAUGUAACGCAUAUAUAUAUAUAUAUAUAUAUAUAUAUAUAUAUAUAUAACUUCUACUGUGCCAAAGUUUUGGAGAAGCAGGAGUAUUUGAAGCAUUAGAUAAAAACUGCGGCCCAGUUUCCAUAUACUGUGUACUUGGAUUCGUUCAUUCUGUCUUCCAGGUCGUUAUCUUUCAAAGAGUUAUUAUGAGUUUCCCAUAGCGAAUAUGAGUAAAAGACAUUUACUCUUUGAUCUCCCACCAAUAGAUUAGUUAGCAAUCAAAACGAUGUUAGCUAUGUAUCGCUAGUGUCCAGUAGAAAUUUAUCUUUGGCUGUACUUAUUAUUGUAUAAUGAUAUUGGGGCAUUUUCCUAUUCAUAAGAUGCUUGUAAAGGUAAGCGAUGACGGCCUGGACGAACGCCUAUUGAACUAAAGGUGGUGCCAAAUAUUCGAACUUUUUUUAACAACAAGAGUUCCAUCAAUGCCAUAUGAUACCUUUGUAAAGUAUACGCAAGAUAUUAUACUUUAAGCUAACAGGGCCUAACAAGCAGCGAUAUAGUAAAUGUGGAUGUGGUUCAAUACAAUUAAUAAAUGAGGCCGAAAAAAAAAGGUAGAAAAAAGAACGGGAAAUGUUUUGUUUUAAAUAAAAAUGGAUUUCUACCCAAAAUUGCUAAGUGUCUUUGCGAGCACGAUUCGGGCGGAUGCUGCUGCUGCUGCUGCUGUCAGUAACAUUCUGCCAUUUUUGAUUGUAGUAAAUAUUUAAUUUCUCCUCGACAUCCACUACGCAUAAACACAUAACAGGCAAGCGAACGGAGGCACAUCAACACGCGCAAUUGCACACAGAGUCACAUGGCAGUCGGCUCGUAUGCUUCGUUCCGUAUUUUGCCACCGGAUAGUGGUUCACACAACACAGUGAUUCGAUCUGCAGCACCAAUAAAUCGACGUCUUUGGUAGUCUAAUGUUAGACCUUCUUCUUCCAGUGGUAGCAAUAGCAGUAAUGGCGGUCGAAGGCCACGGAUAUCCUUGCUAUCUUCUGGUCCUGUUUCCCCGUUCUGCCAUAGUCUGUCUGCCUGUGCGUGCAAAGAUCAAGUAUAAGGCCAACCGCAGGCACGAAAAAAAGAAGACGCAGUGCAGAGGUUUUAGUCACAUACGCACACACGUAUACAUAUAUCACUGAGCUGCAUAUCCUGCGCCAUGUUAACAUAAGCCGAUGAAACU